AGCAGCCGUGACCACACAGGUGGUGGAGAGAUGUCUUCCAAAAACGUCGUCGAGCCUCUCCUUGUGAACCCAAGCUUCUACAUCAAAGAGGGCCUCAGGGUAGGAUAUCAGAUCACUCUCAAUGGAAUUGUUCUUCACUCCGGUGGAACCAGGUUUGCUGUGAACUUGCAGAAUGGCCUCAGUGAUCAGAACAUUGCCUUCCACUUCAAUCCCCGGUUUGAAGAAGGCGGGUAUGUGGUCUGUAACACAAAAAAGGAAGGAAGCUGGGGCACAGAGGAGAGGAAUAUGCACAUGCCCUUCCAGAGGGGGAAUCGCUUUGAGCUCUGCUUGGUGGUACAGAACGAGGAAUUCCAGGUGCGUGUGGAUGGAAAAUUAUUUUUGGAGUAUACACACCGUGUGCUACCAUUGCGCAACGUGGACACCAUCUCUGUCACUGGCGGAUUGGGGGUGUACAACUUUAACAUCCAGCUCAGCACCCACUCAGCCUCCUACUUCUUUCCACUCUUCUCUGACAUUCUCUAUUCCCACCCCAGUUAG
This is a messenger RNA of Pteronotus mesoamericanus, 537 nucleotides long. Its product is annotated as galectin-9-like. Bases 31 to 537 code for a protein of 168 amino acids. The transcript has 5 exons. Gene Ontology annotation, molecular function: carbohydrate binding. The record is from RefSeq and is a predicted model, not a curated record. Lineage: Eukaryota; Metazoa; Chordata; Mammalia; Chiroptera; Mormoopidae.